Molecule: messenger RNA, 2058 nt
Organism: Oncorhynchus keta (chum salmon)
Lineage: Eukaryota; Metazoa; Chordata; Actinopteri; Salmoniformes; Salmonidae
Gene: bsnd
Product: barttin CLCNK type accessory subunit beta
Exons: 3
Coding region: 1666-2031 (121 amino acids)
Biological process (GO): chloride transport
Cellular component (GO): basolateral plasma membrane
Molecular function (GO): chloride channel regulator activity
Source: RefSeq, a predicted model, not a curated record
AUCUCCUCGAGAGAUGCCAUUAAAGUGCAAACUACAUACAAACAGAAAGCAGCUACAAGAAGUUAGCUAGCUAGAUAAACAGAAAGCAGCAAUAACAGUUAGCUAGCUAACUUAGAUAACGUUAGCUAAAUAAAACUGUGUCGCUGAGGUAAAUAAGUACUUAGCAAUGUCAAUAUAAAAUCAAUCUAAAAACAGCUUAAAUAAUUUAUUCCUAUUUAACAAUAUUUUCUUAUAUAAAGACAUAUAUGGGAAAGAAAUAGUGUUUUCCUUCCAGUCUUUUGGGCCUCUGAAGCAGCAGGUAGUCAGAAGGUUGUCAGUGUCAAAAACACAGUCUUUGGAGAGCAAUUCUGAGGUAAUAAUUUUACACGGAUUGAGGGAGCACUUCUUGAGUGUUCUUGGGGACCUUCAAUGCUUAAGAAAUGUUUUGGUACCUGGACAAUUCCUUUGACCCAAUGGCUUGGUUUUUGCUCUGACAUGCACUGUCAACUGUGGGACCUUAUAUAGACAGGUGUGUGCCUUUCCAAAUCAUGUAAAUUAAUUGAAUUUACCACAGGUGGACUCCAAUCAAGUUGUAGAAACAGCUCAAGGAUGGUCAAUGAAAACAGGACGCACCUGAGCUCAAUGUCGAGUUUCAUACCAAAGGGUCUGAAUACCUAUGUAAGUAAGGUAUUUCAGUUUUUUUUUUAUAAAUGUGCAAAAAAUUCUAAAACCUGUUUUUUCACUUAUGGUGUAUUGUGUCUAGAUUGAUGAGGAAAACAAUAUUUAAUCCAUUUCAGAACAAGGCUGUAAACGUAACAAAAAGUGAAGGGGUCUGAAUACUUUCCGAAUGCACUGUAUGUUUCCUCGGUUUCUUUGUUCUGUUCUAACCUCAGUUACGCUUGAAGUAAAUGCUUUCAAGGAGAGAGAGAGAGAGAGAGAGAGAGAGAGAGAGAGAGAGGAAAAUAGGACGGUGGAGAAGGAGUUGUGGGCCUCCUAGCAGAGUGACAGCCUUCUCCCCUUCAUCUCUCCUUGAGAAAGCAUUUACUUCAAGUAGAACUGGAGGUAGGACAAGGUGACCCACCUCUGGCCACCACACAAACAUUGUAUUAUUCUUGUGGGGACCAAACAAUUGAUUCCCAUUCAAAAUCAUAGUUUCCCUAACCUAACCCUAAGCCUUAAAUAACAUUUUUCCCUGUGAGAACUGGCAAAAUAUCCCCACUUGUCAGAACUGUACUUGUUUUACUAUCCUUGAGGAUUUCUGAUCCCCACAAGGAUAGUAAAACCACACACACACACAGUCUUGUAUAACUGACCUUCUUGGGACAAACAAUUCAGUCCCAUUCAAAAUUCUAUUUUCCCUAACCCAAAAACCUAACCCUAGAAAUAGCAUUUGACCUUGUGGGGACUAACAAAAUGUCCCCAGUUGGUCAGAUGAGUGUUCCUUUACUAUUCUUAUGGGGACUUCUGGUCCCCACAAGUAUACAUAAAAACGUCCACAUGCACACACCUUAGUCUGUCUGCAGGCUGUAAUAACCAACAGAGUGGAACUCUGUUGCUGAAUUACAAAUCUUGAACCUCCUUCUCUCCCUCACCUUCAGUAGUAUCUGACCCAGAGCAUUACAUAGCCUUAGCUAGGCUCCAUACCAAGGUGGGUUUGGUUCAGACUUCAUUGGUCAGGGUAGCAGCAUGGUGGAGGGUAAGCCGUAUCGGUAUGGUCUGAUCGCGGCGGGGAUGUGUGUGUUGUUAGUCGGUCUGUUCGUUAUGACUCAGGAGCGACCUCACAUCUACGCAACACUCUGCUCUCUGGGGAUCACCAUGAUCACCCUUGGCACCGCGUGGAGCCUCUGCCAGUGCUACCCUAAGGUGGUGUUGAUCUCUCAGAGCCUGGAGGAGAGGGGAGCCAGGGACAGCAUGGAUGCUGCUGCAGGGGAGAAAAACAUCAGUGUUACACUGGCUGGUUUCCAUGAUAACAAGGUCAGCCCUGCCCUGUCUGUCCCUCUGGUCCUCCAGCUCCACUCUUCCCACAGCUGUCCUGUACUACACCUGGCUUGACCUGAAAUAAACAUCUUUUAUGGAUUU